Pseudophryne corroboree (corroboree frog) is the source of this 3134-nucleotide messenger RNA. RefSeq names its product nuclear VCP like (gene NVL). Gene Ontology annotation, cellular component: nucleus. Lineage: Eukaryota; Metazoa; Chordata; Amphibia; Anura; Myobatrachidae. The transcript has 23 exons. Gene Ontology annotation, biological process: ribosome biogenesis. Gene Ontology annotation, molecular function: preribosome binding; ATP hydrolysis activity; ATP binding. The record is from RefSeq and is a predicted model, not a curated record. The coding region runs from base 261 to 2810 and encodes 849 amino acids.
AUCCAACGCGGCCCAUGCAGGCACCGCACAGGCCAGCUAAGUCACACAGCAGCCUUCUGUCUGUGCGAGGACCCCGGACAGCUUGGCGGAAGUGAUGCUCGGGAGUCCGGAAGAGCUGUGUGUGCGAGGACCCGACUGGCGUGUCAAUGGCGAGGGCAGCUAUGUGCCUGCAUGGAGAGUGUGCAGGCGACGCUGCGGGCAGCUAGGUGUCAGGACCCCGGCACACAUGUGUGAUCCGAGCUGCGGCUUCCUGCAGCAAGAUGAAGGUUUCCCUGACAUCCCCGGGCAUAGACAGGAGGCUGAAACACCGGCUGGCACAGUAUUUGAGCAGUAACCGGUGCGGGGGGUAUGUGGAUAUCGCUGUUGUAGCCGCUGAUCUACAGAAAGCGUACAGUACAGAGUAUGGCCGGAGAAAACGAAACGCCUUCAGAAUCCAGGUAGAGAAAGUGUUCAAGGUGAUCUGUGAGGAGAACGAGGAACUCGGGGAUCUGGAAAAUGCACAUUUGGCAAAGCGGGCGAGGAAAGGAGCUGACGGAAGUCUGCAAUGUCCUUCCGAAGACUCUACAGACAGCGAUGAUUAUACAGAGCAGCCGUCUUCAAAUCACAUGAACAGUUCUCUGCUGUCCUUGUAUCGGAAAGGACAUCCAGACUCCGCUUCAGAGACUCCUUCCAAAACCGAGGCUCCAGACACCAGCACACCAGCACCGUCCAAAUCCGACCCAACCGCGAGCUCCCGGCAGACGAGAACCUCGGAAGCCGGCUGGUUCAUAGAUAAAACCCCCAGCAAGGCCGUAGAGAAGAGUCUCUUCAUAGACCUGUGCGAUGAUGUAGAGGGGCAGCAGCCAGCUGGAGGCAGAGAGAACUCUGUAGACACCUCUCUCUUGGAGAGUGAGAAAAAGCCCAGGCUGAAGAAAAGCCGGAAGGGGAAGGUAGAGUCCCAGGAUGUGGACGAGGAAAUAAAAUCUGUCCUGAUGAAUAACAAAGGGAAAGGGAAAGCCAUUGAGUUGCAGAGGUCAACGGUCUCUUUCGAGGAUGUUGGAGGAAAUGACGCCACCCUGACGGAAGUUUGCAAACUGCUGAUUCACAUGCGUCACCCAGAGGUUUACCAGCACCUGGGGGUGGUGCCUCCGCGUGGGUUCCUGCUGCACGGCCCCCCAGGCUGCGGGAAAACGUUACUCGCUCAGGCCAUAGCUGGGUCACUGGAGUUACCCAUGCUGAAGGUCGCAGCCACAGAGAUGGUGUCCGGGGUCUCGGGGGAGUCGGAGCAGAAGCUGAGGGAGCUCUUUGACCAAGCUGUGGGCAGUGCCCCGUGCAUCCUCUUCAUCGAUGAGAUUGAUGCCAUUACCCCAAAGCGAGAAGUGGCUUCCAAGGACAUGGAGCGCAGGAUUGUGGCUCAGCUGCUGAGCUGUAUGGAUGACUUGAACAAUCUGUCCAUCACUGCACAGGUCCUGGUCAUCGGGGCCACAAACCGGCCAGAUUCGCUGGACCCUGCCCUAAGACGCGCCGGGAGGUUCGACCGGGAGAUCUGCCUAGGGAUUCCAGACGAGGGCGCCAGGCAGAGGAUCCUGCAGACUUUGUGCCGCAAACUGAAACUCCCAGAAUCCUUUGACUUCAAACAUCUGGCUCAUCUAACACCGGGUUAUGUUGGCGCAGACCUGAUGGCGCUUUGCCGGGAGGCAGCAAUGUGCGCAGUGAACAGAGCGCUGAUCUUGCUGCAGGAACAGAGGCCCGUGGAGGCUGGUGUAGAGGAUCCGGCCUCUCAGCCAGGAGUUGUAUCAUCUCUGUUACUUGCCCAGGAUGUGCGGCCAAGUCAGGAUGAGUUGCAGAUGCUGUUGAGGCUGCUGAAAGACCAGACUCCCUUCCCAGAGCAGCGGCUGCACGGAAUGCGCAUCGAGAUGGCGGAUUUUCUGAGCGCCCUGCCGGCCGUGCAGCCCUCCGCCAAGCGAGAAGGCUUUGCUACUGUGCCAGACGUGACAUGGGCGGACAUAGGGGCACUGGAUGAAAUUCGCGAGGAGCUUACCAUGGCUAUAUUGGCGCCAGUGAGGAAUCCAGAGCAGUUUAAGGCUCUCGGUCUGAUGGCUCCAGCUGGUGUAUUAUUGGCUGGGCCCCCUGGCUGUGGGAAAACAUUACUUGCAAAGGCAGUUGCGAAUGAAUCUGGACUCAACUUUAUCUCUGUAAAGGGCCCUGAGCUUCUGAAUAUGUAUGUUGGUGAAAGUGAACGAGCCGUUCGUCAGGUGUUUCAGAGGGCCUCAAACUCCUCCCCCUGCGUCAUAUUUUUUGAUGAGAUAGAUGCAUUGUGCCCGCGAAGAUCCGGUCAUGAGUCUGGAGCCAGUGUAAGAGUGGUCAACCAGCUGCUGACGGAGAUGGACGGCAUGGAAAGCAGACGCCAAGUUUUUAUCAUGGCCGCGACUAACCGCCCAGAUAUCAUUGACCCGGCCAUUCUCCGGCCUGGACGACUAGACAAAACUCUGUACGUUGGACUCCCGCCUCCUGCUGACCGCCUGGCUAUACUGAAGACCAUUACCAAAGAUGGUACCCGGCCUCCUCUGGGCUCAGAUGUAAAUCUUGAGGCUAUUGCUUGUGACGAACGAUGUGACUGCUUUACGGGUGCUGACCUGUCAGCUCUUGUACGAGAGGCCUCGAUCGGUGUCCUGCGGAGCAGGAUGUCCCAGCCGGAUCCUGCUGCCAGCACAGAUGACGUCCGUGUUUGCCAGAAACACUUUGAAGAGGCGUUCAGGAAGGUGAAACCCUCCGUUUCCAAAAAGGAUCAGAUAAUGUACGAGCUGCUGCGCCAGUCUCUCAGCCCCUGACCGGUACUGACGGUGGGGAGGGUAACAGACCGGUGUUUGUCUGUAGAUUGCCAGCUUGUGGGUGACACAAUGCACCAGUCAUCGUUUUACUAUGAAGACAUCCAGUGGAUUCGGCUUGGGUGCGGCGUCGGACGAUGUGAAGUGGCGACAUUGCGCAGGAACACCGCGGUUUGGCUCCGGAGUUUUGUGCAAGCACUAGAAUGUGGAGUGUGAUUCUGUAUAAAGGACUGGGGGACGUCACUGCCCGGGCUGGAAGUGAGGAGGGGGCAAAAUAUUCUCCUAAUCUCAUUAUUUUGUAGAAUAAAUGUUUUUGCUACCUCUCUG